Molecule: messenger RNA, 453 nt
Organism: Brassica napus (rape)
Lineage: Eukaryota; Viridiplantae; Streptophyta; Magnoliopsida; Brassicales; Brassicaceae
Exons: 1
Coding region: 1-453 (150 amino acids)
Source: RefSeq, a predicted model, not a curated record
AUGGUAUCGAUCAUGACCCUAGUGCUCUUUGUUAGCUCUGGAUCCGCACGUGCCGCCACUCUUAUCGUAUCCAACCAGAUGCAGAGACGUGCUAAUGUUCCCGUCUUCGUGACGUGCCAGGGCUCAAUUCCUAGGAUGUCUAAACCCAUACCUUUGGGUCAAGUCUCGUUGAUAAAGAUCCCAACCACUAGCGGAAAAAAUGCGACUGAUGAUAUCCCACCCACCGCUGAAAAAAACGAUAAACCGGCGAGACCUAGAGUGUCGCAGCGGACGUCUUGCGAAGGAACGUUUUGGGGUGAAGCACAAUUCGUGCCCUCUUUGAGGAUGUACCGUUUGUACGAUUCGGACACUGAUUCUGCGGUGCGUUUCGUUGUUGCAAAAGAUGAUUGGUUUUACUGUUGGAACAAUGACAAGAAUUAUUGGCACAAGUGUCCUAUGAUCAUUUUCAUCUAA